AUGGUCGUGGAGAACACUGUGGCUGCCACGUGUGUAGCUGUCAGCUGGGAGUUUGACAGGCUGGGGUUGACAGAAGUAUCCGACGAGGGGCGCGCUGAUCAGGUCCUGGAAACAAAAGAUAUCGUGAGCCGGAGUCACUGCCACGCAUUCCUGGAUAAUCUUCCAGAGGAUGACGCAUCAGAUGAGCUGCUUGUUCAUCGCACCGACCCACAAGAAGACAGUCAAUUUUUCUCCUGUGACUUCGAAUCGCCAUGUCUCUGGACCUUAUCAAAUCAAAGCCAGCGAAGCGACUGGUCUGUGGUAUCUGCACGGCAAACGGAGCAAGCAGGUCGGAUGCCUGGAGCGGACCACUCGAAGGGAAGCUCUGAUGGUCACUUUCUUCUCCUGAGCCCCUCCCCUGUUGCCGAGGCUUCUCAGAUAUGCGAAUACCAUUUGAACAGCCCAAUCUUGCUCAGCAGCGGGCACCAGUGUGUUUUGCAUCUGGCCUUAUAUGAGUUAUCGCCAUCGGCGGGGAACUUCACAGUCCUGAUCAAGCCACUUUACUACGGUUCAGACACUUUGGAGUUAAAGCCGGAGAGAAGAGAGGAUCCCAGUUCAGAAUGGGAAGUCGUCACAAAUGAAAUAGGCCAAGUGGACGAACCCUUCCACGUGACUCUGCGCUACACCGGAUGUGUUCAGGAAGGUUCCAUUGUGGCUCUCGACUCACUGCGCUUCAAAAACUGCGAAUUGGGCGAAGAGGACGAGGUCAUCCUACCGGACGUGGACUGUGGUGAUAACUUCUACUGCGAACACUCUGAAUACUGCAUCCCCCAAAAACAUGUGUGCGAUUUCCACACGGACUGCCCUUUAGGAGAGGACGAGGGCUUCAUCUGCGGUUCAAUGCCAUUUGGCUCACACUGCACAUUUGAGCAGGACGCUUGCGGUUGGUCCGUGUCUAACCGGAGGUCGACUUGGAGGAGGGUGGCCGGUGACGAGCUGCUGCUAAGAGAAGACAUGCGUGGAAUUGCCCUCGGGAGUACGCCGGGGCACUUCUUGUUUCUGGAGAUCAGAGAGAAACAUACUGUGAAAGAGGCAUCUGUCAAGAGUCCCUUUUUCCCUCCUCCUGUCGCCAACAGAACUUGCCAGAUGCAUUUUUCUUUUUACCUCUUUGGCUCCUUCAAUGGCUCUUUGUCAGUGGCUAUAGAAGAAAAUGGGACUUCCUCAGCACUACUGGUCUGGGAAGAACACGAUCAGUGGCAAGAUGACUGGGAGGACGUUGCCCUGGAGCUGACAGACCUUCAUCAUGGUUUCCGUAUUAAGAUGACAGCUGUUUGGCUCCAAGGCUCCCACGCUGACGUCGCCUUGGAUGACAUUGCCGUCAGUGCAAACUGCUUUUAUACAGAUCUCAAUUCUAUCACGCCCAUGGCCGACCUGAGGGAUUUCUUGAUCCCCCACUCAGAGCCUUCAUUUUCAGAAGUGUCUCUGAUGACGUGGUUUUUCAAUUCGUGUGGCGCCAGUGGUCCUCACGGGCCGACCCAGGCCCAGUGUGACAGCACCUACAGGAACAAAAAUGUCAACGUAACCGUGGGGAAAGAGGGAUUCUUGAAAGGGGUGCAAAUGUGGAGGGUCCCAGCCACCAAUAGAUACGAGAUCUCGGCUUACGGUGCCGCAGGAGGAAAAGGAGCCAAAAACCACAACAACCACAACCACGGGAUCUUUAUAUCGGCUGUGUUUCCUCUCGAGAAAGGGGAAUUGCUUUACAUCUUAGUGGGCCAUCAAGGGGAAGACGCGUGCCCAGGGAGAAAUUCCCAAACCGAGAAGAUCUGCCUGGGGGAGUCAUCUGUGAUUGACACCAGGGGGGAGGAGGGGACUGAGUGGUCUGGAGGAGGAGGGGGAGGAGGUGGCGCUACCUUCAUCUUUAAGAUGGAGGGCGACGAGCUCGUUCCCCUACUGAUCGCGGCCGGUGGAGGAGGGAACGCCUACAUGGAAGACCCAGAGUCCAGCCCGGAUCAGAUACCGUUGGAGCAGUUUGAGAACAGCAUAACAGCACCAAGCACCAAUGGCCGAACAGGUCAAGCAGGUGGUGGUGGAGGCUGGAAAGACUCCCCUACUUCAGACCUGGUGGCUGGCAGAUCCCUGACGGAGGGUGCGCACGGGGGUGCAGCAUGCCUGUUAUCCCAGUCCAAACUGGGCUGGUCCACCUACGGGGGGUUCGGAGGAGGGGGCGGAGCCUGCACAGCUGGAGGAGGGGGAGGCGGCUACAGAGGUGGCGACGCCGCCAAGACAGAUGAUAUAAAAGCAGACGGUCAUGACGGAAUCUCCUUCAUUCAUCCAAAUGGCGAGAUUUACCUCCAACCUUUAGCGGCCAUGGAGAGUCACGGCAACUGCGAGAUCAAAGUACAUGUGAACUGCAGCCACUGUCAGUCGCGAAGCUGCAAGCGUGACGACGCCACACACUUCAUCCUGUGCCUGUGCAAUGGCGACAAAGAAGUUUUGGCCAGCGACAACGUCACGUGCGUUAUUACAGGAGCUCCCCUAGUCCCGCCUCCCCAGGCCCAGACGUCCACCACGUUGAUCCUGGCCGUGGUCACCUCCACCGUCGUCAGCGGCGUGGCCUUGAUCUGCGCCGGCGUCAUUCUCAUGUGGCAUCGCUGGAAAAACGAUCUGCAAGCAGUGAGGAGCCGCCUGCAAAGUCCUGAGUACAAGUUGAGUAAAAUCCGAUCAUCCACUAUCAUGACGGACUACAACCCCAACUACUGCUUUGCCGGGAAGACUACGGCACUCAGUGAGCUGAAAGAAGUACCGCGCAAAAAUAUUACACUGCUCAGAGCUCUCGGCCAUGGCGCCUUUGGCGAAGUGUACGAGGGUCAGGUCCUCGGGAUGAACGCCGAUAACGGCCCCAUGCAGGUGGCCAUAAAGACACUUCCAGAAAUCUGCUCAGAACAGGAUGAAAUGGAUUUCCUCAUGGAGGCGCUGAUCAUGAGCAAAUUCAACCACGAGAACAUCGUACGCUGCAUCGGCGUCAGUCUCAACAUCCUCCCACGCUUCAUCCUGCUGGAACUCAUGACCGGAGGAGACAUGAAGAGCUUCCUGAGGCAGAACAGGCCUCAACGCGGUCGAGCUGCUUCUUUGAGCAUGCACGAGCUGCUGCAGAUGGCCAGAGACAUUGCAAGGGGUUGUCGCUACUUGGAAGAGAAUCACUUCAUUCACAGAGAUAUUGCUGCUAGAAAUUGCCUAUUGACAUGCCCUGGAGUGGAACGGGUGGCCAAGAUCGGAGAUUUUGGCAUGGCUAGAGAUAUUUACAGAGCCAGCUACUACAGGAAAGGGGGUCGUGCCAUGCUGCCGGUCAAGUGGAUGCCGCCUGAGGCUUUCAUGGAGGGUAUCUUCACCUGCAAGACUGAUACUUGGUCAUUUGGAGUACUGCUAUGGGAGAUCCUCUCUUUGGGUUACAUGCCCUAUCCAUGUAAGACCAACCAGGAGGUGCUUGAGUUUGUCACCAGUGGUGGCAGGAUGGAUCCCCCGGAGGGCUGUCCAGGUCCAGUAUAUCGGAUCAUGACACAGUGUUGGCAGCAUUGUCCUGAACAUCGACCCAACUUCUCGACUAUACUGGAGAGAAUCAACUACUGCACUCAGGAUCCGGAUGUGAUCAACACACCUCUCCCAGUAGAAUAUCGUCCUACAGCGGAAGAUGAUAGCGCCACUGUGGUUCGCCCAUCUGACCACACACCCACCAGCUUCUCUCCCUUGAACUCCCCAUCAACUCUCACACCCUCAGCGCUUCUCCCGCAGCCCGCCAAGCCACGCCACAUCCUUCCAAAAGGCCCGCCCGUCCAGCACGAGGCGCCGUCAUGUCGAGAUGCGCUUCCGGAGCCCUCCAGAGCCGAGGCGGCCCAGCCGCCUGCAGUGUGCACAAUGGGCUUCUGGCCAAACCCCGAAGCUCCCUUACACCGACCUUGCUCCAGAAACAGCUCUUGUUCAGGAAGCCAACGGCUGAAGAACAAAACCAAGAAUCUGUGGAACCCGACGUACGGCUCGUGGGUUUUGGAAAGCCUCAAGGGCAAAAAAGCGCUAGCCCACACGCAGUCGGUGCCCCUCUCGAGUUCUCCGUCAUCUCAGUCCCCGUCAGAGUGCAACCGGUGUGAAGGCUCGAACGGUUCUAACCUCAAGCCUCCCAACAUCUGCACUUCCGCCUCGUCUCCCUGCCAGGCUCAAGUCCCGCUGAGUAAAAGCCAAAGUAGCGGCGCCCCCUCAAAGGGGGGCAUCGAUUUGGCCAAGCUACAAAGCUUUCCGUGCGGAAACGUCAAUUACGCCUAUGACGAGCAAAGCUACGAGGCGGAAAGCUUGCCCUUAGUGGUCCAGACCAAAGCCCCGGAAGCCAUCAAAAACACCAACUCGGCCCCCAGCGUGUCCUCAGGGACCAGCCUGGGGCUGGCGCUGGGCCUCUACUCGUCCUCUUCCUGCAUGCCCAAGCUGCUGCUCAAGCGGCACGCCAGUUACGGGCACGAGGAUGUGAGAAGACACGCCAAAGCUGAGAAGCCCACACGAGACAGAGACUCUGGCUUCUCUCUGUCCGAGGACCUGAGCGUCACACCGAUCUGA
Molecule: messenger RNA, 4578 nt
Organism: Nerophis lumbriciformis (worm pipefish)
Lineage: Eukaryota; Metazoa; Chordata; Actinopteri; Syngnathiformes; Syngnathidae
Source: RefSeq, a predicted model, not a curated record